Molecule: messenger RNA, 1699 nt
Organism: Linderina pennispora
Lineage: Eukaryota; Fungi; Kickxellomycota; Kickxellomycetes; Kickxellales; Kickxellaceae
Product: acetyl-CoA synthetase-like protein
Exons: 8
Coding region: 153-1619 (488 amino acids)
Molecular function (GO): CoA-ligase activity
Source: RefSeq, a predicted model, not a curated record
CCGCAACAUGUAAUUGGCCUAUUAUACGGGAACAGGUAUGUAGGAGGCCAUGGGUGAAAGGCAGUGCGAGUCUAUGCGCGCAAACCGAGACCUCGUCUUGACGUUUUCAGCUCUGUCCGUCCAGAUUGCAGAUAUAAUUUCAAGCUCACAACAUGCCUUUUACCUCCAGCCAUCCCAGCAUCAAUGUUCCGGCAGUCGAUUUGCCGACGUUUUUCUUUGAGACAGUGAAGAGCAAGACCAUGGAGAGACAUACGACUCAGAUUGCUUCGGGACUAGCCAACAAUGCUGGUCUUGUUCGUGGCGACACACUUCUUGUGGUGCUGCCAAACACUGUUUACUAUUCCGCAAUCACGCUUGGCGUGCAGAUGCUCGGUGCAAUGGUCACCACGGCCAAUCCGCUGUAUACUGUGCGCGAACUUGCAAACCACAUAACGCUCUCUGGUGCCAGGAUGGUCGUUACAACCAAUGAGAAGCUGGCAGACAUCAAGGCGGCCGUGAAACACGCUGAGGCAGCGAUUGCAGAGUGCCAUGUUUUCACGAUCGAUGGUGAAAACUCCAUCUUCGACAUUCUCUGCACAGACGCCUUCCCGCAGAUCUACAUCAAUACCGAGGAGGAGGCAUCCCGCACCAUCGCAGCUAUCGUGUUCAGCUCUGGGACAGGCGGAAAACCAAAGGGCAUCAUGCUCAGCCACAGGAACAUUGUCGCAAACAUUGUCCAGAACAUGGCCGCCUUUGACAGCGAUAAGCCCCUUUGCGCACGGAUGGCAGCGACUGACGGAGUGCCCCACAUGAUUGCCAUCACUCCGUUCUUCCAUAUAUACGGGUUCACAUGCCACCUCCACCUCCAUCUCUGCCAGGGAUUUGCAGUAGUUGAGCCCUUCUGCCAGCUUGUUCAAAAGUACCGUGCUCGCACCGCACACAUCACCGCAGCCGUCAGAAAAUACGACUUGUCAAGCAUCGUCUACGUCACGAGCGGGGCAGCGCCGCUGACAAAGGAGCUCCACUUGGAGGCCCAGCGCACGCUUGGAUUCCCAGUAAUUCAGGACUAUGGAAUGUCGGAGACAAGUCCCGCUGGUCGCCUCCUGCCAAACAUCACUGCAAAGGUUGUCAAUGACCAAGAUGCAGAGGUCGAACAAGGACAGGUGGGAGAGUUAUGUGUACGUGGGCCCAACAUCAUGCUAGGAUACCUGAACAAUCCAACUGCGACAGCAGAGUCAUUCGACUCUGAAGGAUAUCUACACACAGGCGAUAUUGGAUACAUCAACAGCAGCGGGAACGUCUUUAUCACCGAUCGCAAGAAGGAGCUGAUCAAGUACAAGGGCUUCCAGGCCUGUCUGAUUGACCACCCAGCGGUUCUGGACUGUGCUGUUAUCGGCGUCUACGAUGAGAAGCAGGCAACAGAGCUUCCCAAGGGUUAUAUCGUUGUCAGACCCGAGGCAGACAAGUCUGCUGUCAUUGAUGAUAUACAAGAGUGGCUGUCUACCCGUCUCCGUGGUGGUAUUGAGCUAGUUGACGCAAUCCCCAAGUCCCCGACUGGGAAGAUACUUCGCCGUGUUCUAAGGGAUCGCGAGCUGUGCAAAUGCAAGGGCGAGGUUAUGGACCAAUUGACGAGCCCCUAGAACAGAUCCAGGGAUCUGGCUACUAAGGCGCUCGUAGCUCUUCCUAGUUCUUUUUCCAGUUCUCUUCCUAGUUCUCUUCC